Molecule: messenger RNA, 744 nt
Organism: Echinops telfairi (small Madagascar hedgehog)
Lineage: Eukaryota; Metazoa; Chordata; Mammalia; Afrosoricida; Tenrecidae
Gene: CAPNS2
Product: calpain small subunit 2
Exons: 1
Coding region: 1-744 (247 amino acids)
Molecular function (GO): calcium ion binding
Source: RefSeq, a predicted model, not a curated record
AUGUUUCUCGCCAAGGCUGUGCUGGAAGGUGCAGACCGAGGGCUCGGGGAAGCCCUCGGGGGCCUUCUCGGAAGAGGGGGCCAGAGAGCCGGGCGAGGAGGAGGCCAUGUGAGAGGGCUGGUUGGAGGGAUUGUGAAUUUCAUCAGUGAGGCUGCGGCGCAGUACACCCCUGAGCCGCCGCCCACCCGGCAGCAUUUCACCAGCGUGGAGGCCAGUGAGAGCGAGGAAGUCAAGCGAUUUCGGAGGCAAUUUGCCCAACUGGCCGGACCAGACAUGGAGGUGGGUGCCACCGACCUGAUGAACAUCCUCAACAAGGUCCUUGCUAAGCACACGGACCUGAAGACAGACGGCUUCAGCCUGGACACGUGCCGCAGCAUUGUGUCCGUCAUGGACAGCGACACGACUGGGAAGCUGGGCUUCGAAGAAUUCAAGUAUCUGUGGAACAACAUCAGGAAAUGGCAGUGUGUCUAUAAGCAAUAUGACAGCGACCAUUCUGGGUCCCUGGGCCCUUCUCAGCUGCAGGGGGCUGUGCAGGCAGCAGGCUUCCGGCUGAAUGACCAGCUCUACCACAUGAUUGUCCGCCGGUAUGCCGAUGAGGACGGCAGCAUGGACUUCAACGACUUCAUCAGCUGCCUUGUGUGCCUCGAUGCCAUGUUCCGUGCCUUCAAGUCUCUGGACCGAGAUGCCGAUGGCCUUGUUCAGGUGUCCAUCCAAGAGUGGCUGCAGCUGACCAUGUACUCCUGA